GUCUAAUUGCUCUUGGCUACGGAGGCGUUGAUUCGCACAUAUAAUGCGAACUCUUCCCGUGUUCAAGGUCUUUCGUCAAGGUUGUCACCUACAUAUCCUGACUCAGGCCUCACAUCUCUUGACUCUCCGCACCCCACAACUCUCCCUGCAGAUCCCCCACAUGGGAACUUGGGCUCCACAAGCCAACAUGGAGCGAGACUCAGAUACCCAGACCACCUCGAAGCAGGCUAUCAAGGUCCAUAUGAAGACAUGGAUCGUCGUUACUUGCGUCAACUUUGCCUACUUCUCCCAACUCACAGCCGUCAUCGGUUCGGGCUUCCUAGCCCAGUCAAUUGCCCAGCUUCUGGGCGGCGCCUCGCAGACUAUGUGGUUCAACCAAUCCAUCAACCUUCUCGGAAUUGCAAUCUGUCUGCCUGUAUCCCAGAUGGCUGAUUACUGGGGCAGAAGAUGGGUUCUCAUAGUGCUACUUGCCAUCGGCUUCGCAGGCACUAUGGUGGUUGCCCGAGCCCAGAAUGUCGCAACUGUCAUCGCCGGGUUUGUCUUGAUUGGUGUCAGCUAUGGUGCCACGCCCGUCUUAUUUGCAGUGCCAUCAGAGGUCCUCCCUCGGAGCCAACGCUCUAUUGCCCAGUCGACCAUCAAUAUGUCAUCCAGCAUUGGUGGGAUCCUCAGUCUGCAGUUCGGCAUGUUCACUGGAAGUGAUAUGCUGAUUUCUGGCAUCGCAUUCGGCAUGUUUUUCAUAGUUGGCGGUUUGGCCACUAUUGUCUUCGGCUGGGCAUCGACCAAGUACCGGAUUACUCGUAUGCCUGGUAUACUCUGUUUGGGCCUAAUAGUCCUCUUCAACGUUCUCAUGGCGACGACCACACCAUCAACGCCUGAGGCAAACUAUUGGGGCUAUGCCAUCUUUGCUGGUCUUGGCCUCGGAGGUACCAUACCAACCUUCAUGGUCGCUGCACAGUUGACGACGCCACCGGAAUUGAUCUCUCUGGUAUCCGGACUUGUCAGCGUCGCUCGGCCAAUCGGCGGCGUGGUUGGCCUAGCCAUUAAUAACGCUAUUUUCCACGAGAGCCUUUCCACGGAGCUACGCAAGAAGAUCUCAGCAGCAGUUAUUCCUCUUGGAUUUUCGGCUUCGUCUCUCGAUGCUCUGAUCUCAGCUAUUACAGGUGGCGACGAGGGAGCACUCUCUGAGAUCUCUGGUGCGAGUCCCGACAUCAUCGCAGCAGCCCAGGGUGGUCAGAUGAAAGCCUACGGAAUUGCGUUUAGAAACUGCUGGAUUGCCGCCGCGUGUUUGUGCCUACCUGGCGUAUUCGUCGCCUUUUGGGCUAUAGACCCUCGCUCAGAGUUCAAAGAUCAUAUCGAUGCCCCCGUUGAAGUUGAAGUUGCAGAGGAGCAGAAGCGGUUGGAGGCUCUUCAAGUAGAGGAUGUAAAGGAUGAGUUGAAGAUUGGCAAAGAUUGAACAGGAGUGUUUGUUG
Fusarium vanettenii 77-13-4 is the source of this 1469-nucleotide messenger RNA. RefSeq lists its product as uncharacterized. Bases 44 to 1453 code for a protein of 469 amino acids. Gene Ontology annotation, molecular function: transmembrane transporter activity. NCBI's taxonomy places the organism in Eukaryota, Fungi, Ascomycota, Sordariomycetes, Hypocreales, Nectriaceae. The record is from RefSeq and is a predicted model, not a curated record. Gene Ontology annotation, biological process: transmembrane transport. The transcript is spliced from 4 exons.